UAUGAGGUAAUAGCCAUACUUCAUUAAACCUGUGAAUCAUUUAUCAUAUAGAAAUCAAUCAAGUAAACAAAGCUUUAGUCAAUAAUAAAGUGAGGAAUCAAAAUCAAAAAGUUAAAAUCGAUUAUCCAAUAUUAAAAGGCCUGCUCCCAUAAUUACUCAACCUAUUACAUCUCCUUAAUUAAAAAGGAUGAACAAUUAGUAUUAAUUAUAAAUUUGAUAUAGAUUGAGAAUUUUAAAAAGUAAUAAAGUAGAUUUACCAUCCUUACCUUCACCUCAAAUACAAUAAUAAUGUGAUUAAUCUUUGUCAAAAUUUAAAAGCUUUGAAAAUCUUAAUAUCUAAAUGAGGUAGCCAACACCAAGAAGAUUUAAAUCUGAUGAACCUAAUAUCAAUGAACUUACAACUUAACCAAAAAAAACUAUUCGCUUCAGUUAGCAUAGUAAUAUUAGAUUGAGAAAUGAUUCAGCAAAAGCUAGAAAUAGAUCAAAUCAUGUACCUUUUCAAAAAACUAAUACUGAACCAAGUGAAAUAGUUCAUUCUCCAAUUAAGCAUAAAGCAAAGAGAGAUUUUGAUGAUUCAAGAGAAAUUCUAUAUUAAUUGUAAAGAGGUUACUCAAAAGAAAAGAAAUCUAUAUUAAAGACAGAACCAGAUGAUCCUUAUAGAAUAGGUAGUAUAUGUGAGAAUAGGAAUUCAACAAGUCUAAAAAGACAGUUUGGCCAUCAAUAUAUUAAUGAAUCACAAAGAUUCACAACUAAACAUCUUAUAGAUAUGCCUUGUGAUGAUGAAUUUUCUUAGUUUUUUAAAGAAGAUGAUAAUUAAAGUAAUUUUAAGAAUACCUAAAAAAAUGCUAAUCAUUAAAAUUAAAUUAGUCAAUAAACAAAAGAAAAAAUCUUAGAUUUGCUCUUUCUUUCAACUGGAGAAUUGAAAAAAAAAUUUAAUGAAUAAAGUAGAAUUUAAUAUUCAAAAAUUACUAAUAAAAUAUAGCAAAAUAAACCAAUAGUACCUAAAAGUAGAUUUCCCAAUGACUUUUUUAAUGUUUUGCAUUCUAAUGAAUCUCAAUUAUUUUGA
Molecule: messenger RNA, 1066 nt
Organism: Paramecium pentaurelia
Lineage: Eukaryota; Ciliophora; Oligohymenophorea; Peniculida; Parameciidae
Source: the annotation of a GenBank genome assembly